Messenger RNA from Cladophialophora immunda, 948 nucleotides. RefSeq lists its product as uncharacterized. The transcript is spliced from 3 exons. The coding region runs from base 497 to 862 and encodes 121 amino acids. The record is from RefSeq and is a predicted model, not a curated record. NCBI's taxonomy places the organism in Eukaryota, Fungi, Ascomycota, Eurotiomycetes, Chaetothyriales, Herpotrichiellaceae.
CUCGCUUUAACCCUCUCAGGCAUUUUCUUCCCCCUUCCCUCUAUCAUUCCAGUCUUUCUGUUCUAUUGAGACCCGAUGACUGGUCCCAGAUCCUUCGUGUCUGACGCCUAGCACCGAGCUAUACACGCUGACGCGGGGCUUUGGCCACCACAUUUUCCUCAAACGCGUUUUGUUUGCACGGGCAGCGGUUCCUAGCCCAUGACCGGGGCAACGCUCGGCCCAGCCAGAUGUACAAGGCAAGUAGUGGGUAGCUGCGAAAGUCUGAAGAGGUAUAUCUUAUAGAGCUCUGCAUCCUGGUUCCUGCAUUACUCUCUUCCAGUCUGCAGAUUCUUCGUCUUCUUUCCCCAAACUCGUUUGCAUUUCCCUGGAUCUUGUGCAAUCACGUCCCAAUAGCUUAUCGCCAGCCGUCUCUUGCGACCUCUUCUGCAGGGCUCUCAAACAAGAAAGCAAAUUCACCUCAAAAUCCAAAACCUCGAAACCAGCAGCACCCGAAAAGAUGGGCUCCACACCGGCGUUCAAGCACUUCUCCAAAGUCCAGUCCGAGUUCAAGCCUCCCUUGAUCGCCAAUGAGAACGCCUUCCUCGGCGACGUCGCCAGCAGUGAAUCCAUCGACCCCGAGAAGCCCAUCAGCUGUGGCAUCUACAGACUGGAGAAAGGCACUCCCCUCGUUUACACCUACACCUACCACGAGAUGAAGAUUAUUUUGGAGGGUGAAUUCGACAUCACUGAUGAGACUGGCCAAUCCGUUCACGCCGUUGCGGGCGACGUGUUUUACUUCCCCAAGGGCAGCGUCAUCACCUUCAAGACCAACACCUAUGGUCUGGCCUUCUACACCGGCCAGCGCAAGGAGGGUGCUGCAUAGAUGAAAACUCGACCAUAGCCAAAUAAAAAGCAAGAUCAACCGGGGAACUUUCGGGAUCUAAAUAAUUUUCAUGAUUGAGGAAACGC